UCAGAAAACAUUAAAGUGGUUCUUAAGUUCCGCUAUUGAGCCAAGGGUGUGAAUUCUUUUGCUAAGACUAGAAUUGGUUUAGACUGGUUCACGCAGCCAUGGACAUCAUAGACCCAAUCCUGGGAAUAGCAGAGAAGCUAUACGCCCUAUGUGAGGAGGUAAAAGCCAACAAACAGCGUUGUAGGCGGCUGGCCAAGCGUGUGGCUUCGCUGGCUGACGUGGUCAGAGCUGUUCAGUGCCACGGUCUGGGCAGGCAGCCAGAGCUGGUGCAGAGGGGCCUGCAGGAGCUCAAACUCACCCUGGAGGUGGCAGAGAAGGUGGUCUGCAAAUACACCUCGUCCACUUACCUGAGACGCAUUGUUAAAGCGCACAACCUGGGCGAUGAGUUUGAGACUCUUAACGAGCGUCUAAACGACGCUGCGCAGCUGCUCUCGCUGGCUUUGCAGGUAGAGCAGAGGGAGGUAAUAGAGAAAGUCUUUGACAACGCAAAAAGGAAGAAGGAGGAUGUCAAGGAUAGGACAUCCGACUAUGAGGAACUCCAAACUUCACUCCAGACAUUGGCAAAGGAGACACAAGGGACCAAAGAGAGUGUGAAUGCUGUUUACGAUACAGUCAACCAAACUAACAAAGAUGUUAAGGACAUCAAAUGCAUCCUGGAAUCUUUGAGAAAACCCAACAUCCCUCUGCUGGACAUUAGAGAGAUCGGACCUGGGGAGCUGACCUAUGAUGUUCCUAUCAAGCUAAUCAUGAAGUCUUGUAAUUCUGAGGUAUUCAAAGGAGAGUACAACAAGUUCACUGUGGCCAUCAAGAGAUAUACAUAUCCAGUGAACACCAGCCCAAGCCAAAUAAGGAGCAUUUUUAAUAAGGAGGUGGAGACUAUGAAGCGAUUUGAAUCGCCUCACAUCCUGAGAAUGUUUGGGAUCUGCGUCCAGAAUGAAAAUGGACUAACCCCAAACUAUCUGAUAGUAAUGGAGUACUGUGAGAAGGGCAGCCUGAGGCAGGUGCUUGACAGCACCAGAAAGCUGCCCUGGUACAGAAAGAUGGGAAUGUGUCUGGAUGCAGCCCAAGGCCUUUACAGGCUGCACCAGUCAGAGGAGAAGUUUAAGGUGCAUGGGUGCAUCACCAGCAGCAAGUUUCUAGUGGCAGCUGGUUACAGAGUGAAGCUGGGAGGUUUUGAGCUGGCCAAAACAGAAACAUCCCUGAAGAGGAACACGAAUAAGAACAGCAGUUCAUCCAUUUACGUUUCUCCACAACAGCUCCAAAACGUCAAUCAUCCCUAUGACAAGGCCUGUGAAAUCUACAGUUUUGGCAUUGUCCUGUGGGAGAUUGCAACACAGUUGGUCCCUUUUAAAGAUUGCUCCACCCAGAGUAUCCACGAGAAGGUGUGUCAAAAGAAAAUGAUGGAGCCACUCCCGAAUGACUGUCCUGAUCACCUCAGAGAGCUGAUAAAUGCUUGCCGCUCAUACGAUCCAUUCUACAGGCCUAACGCUGGAGUCUUGGUGGACAAGCUACGUAAACUGGCUGAGCAGUAUGAAGACGAAUAAAGCCAAGACACCAUUUACUCUCUGCUCAGCCACACAGGCUGAAGCUAAUCAGAUUGUCUACAUGUAUUCAAGCUCAUGACACAGAACUUUACUGAGGACAUCUUUGUUUGAUGUUCAAUCUUUUAUUCACUGAGCCCUCAUUUUUGUUUCACUGUAAUUUUGUCUUUGUACCUCAGGAGGUAUGGUUUACUGGACACCAGUUAAGCCCAAUAUGAACUGAAAUAUGUAAGUCAAUAGCAAUUUCCUGCAAGAAAUUCUUUAUGCAAUUUUUAUCUCUUAUAGAGGCGCAUUUCUAUAAACAAAUGGUGAACCAUGCACUUUUUAGGACAAGAAAGCUGUAACCCUACUUAAAUGUAAAGACGUUUGUUGCCUUAUUUUUUUCCCCCCGAUUUGUUUGGCCAGCCAUACAUCUUUGUUUAAAUGUACUUGAAUUCAAAUUCAAUUGUGUGCCCCAAAACAUUUCGCAUUAAAGUUACAAUA
Messenger RNA from Electrophorus electricus (electric eel), 2024 nucleotides. RefSeq names its product mixed lineage kinase domain-like protein. The record is from RefSeq and is a predicted model, not a curated record. Gene Ontology annotation, molecular function: protein kinase activity; ATP binding. Gene Ontology annotation, biological process: necroptotic signaling pathway; protein phosphorylation; cell surface receptor signaling pathway. NCBI's taxonomy places the organism in Eukaryota, Metazoa, Chordata, Actinopteri, Gymnotiformes, Gymnotidae.